UGAACCCUGGCGUCCCGUCGUCACUACGGGCAGCCCGUUGUUGGGGGGUUGACAAAGCUAGGGACCUACGGGACGGUUGCCGGUAGCUGAGCGUUUGGAUAUUUCUAUCUCCGGCGCCUGCUUGUUUGCUGUCCCGCUUCGCUCGAGAGAUUGGAUUCCUCUACCUUGCGUUCUCUCUCUCUCUCUCUCUCUUCCAUUGCAAUCGCGUCACUGCUUCUGCCAUAACCCCGCACACGUUAUCUGUCAACACAGCAACCAUGGCCGCCGCCGCCAGGACCGUCUUCGCCCGCAGCGCCGCCCUGCGCACCACUGCCUCUCCUCUCACCACCGCCACCACCACUGCAGCCCGCGCUCCUCGCCUCAGCAGCAACCUCACCCGCCGCGCCAUCCGGUACCAGCACCAAUCGCGGCGGGGCUACGCCUCAGAGGGCGGGAGCAACCCCAACCCCAGCAGCAGCAGUGGCAGCAACCCCGCCAUAUGGCUCGGCGCGCUGGCCGUGCUGGGCGGCGCCGGCUACUGGGGCUACAGCUCGGGCAUGCUGCGGGGGACGUCGAGCUCGGAGCAGGGCGUCGGCGCCGCAGUGAAAGGCGCCGCCUUCACGCCCAAGACGGAGGACUUCCAGGCCGUGUAUGACGCCGUGGCGAAGGCUUUGGAGGAGCACGACGACUAUGACGAUGGCAGCUAUGGGCCUGUGUUGUUGAGGCUGGGCUGGCAUGCUAGUGGCACCUUCGACAAGGAAACCGGCACCGGCGGCUCCAACGGCGCAACCAUGCGCUUCCCACCGGAAGGCGACCACGGGGCGAACGCCGGACUGCGCGCGGCGCGCGACUUCCUCGAGCCCAUCCGGGCGCGCUUCCCGUGGAUCACGUUCUCCGACCUGUGGACGCUAGCGGCAGUGUGCGCGAUCCAAGAAAUGCAAGGGCCGAAGAUCCCCUGGCGGCCCGGCCGGCAAGACCGGGACGUGUCGUUCUGCACGCCGGACGGGCGGCUCCCCGACGCGUCGCAGGGCCACGACCACCUGCGCGCCAUCUUCGGCCGCAUGGGCUUCAACGACCAAGAGAUUGUGGCGCUGAGCGGCGCGCACGCGCUCGGCCGCUGCCACACCGACCGCUCCGGCUUCGAGGGCCCCUGGACCUUCUCCCCGACGACCCUCACCAACGACUACUUCAGGUUGCUGCUCGAUGAGCGCUGGUCUUACCGCAAGUGGGACGGCCCCCGCCAGUUCCAGGAUAGUAAGACCAAGAGCCUUAUGAUGCUGCCCACGGAUAUGGCGCUCGUCAAGGAUAAGAAGUUCCGUCCGGUCGUCGAGCGCUAUGCCAAGGAUAACGAGGCCUUCUUCAAGGACUUUGCCGAUGUCGUGAUGCGCCUGUUUGAGCUGGGCGUGCCGUUUGCGACGGGCGAGGACGCGCGCAUCGUGUUCAAGAGCAGCUUUGACUAGGCCGUGGUGUGUCUGUUUGAGGGGUAGAGGGGGGGUUGGAUGGGUAGGGUUAACGGUGGUAGUGGCUUGCCAGCUCUUUUCCUUAUU
This is a messenger RNA of Aplosporella prunicola CBS 121167, 1526 nucleotides long. Its product is annotated as class II peroxidase. The record is from RefSeq and is a predicted model, not a curated record. Gene Ontology annotation, molecular function: heme binding; peroxidase activity. The transcript has 2 exons. Gene Ontology annotation, biological process: cellular response to oxidative stress; response to reactive oxygen species; hydrogen peroxide catabolic process. Bases 258 to 1439 code for a protein of 393 amino acids. NCBI's taxonomy places the organism in Eukaryota, Fungi, Ascomycota, Dothideomycetes, Botryosphaeriales, Aplosporellaceae.